AUGGGUAAACAGCAGCAGCAGUCGAGAUUCAUAUUGCUCUUGUUCACUCUUGGUCGCUGGUUGGAUGUGAACCAAAGCUAUAACGCUGUGUUUAAUUAUUGUAAUCGUAGUGGUAUGGAGAUGACGACUGAGCAGCAAGCUGUGUCCUAUGUUCUGGCUACUGGUAAUGACUUCUUCUUGUUGUU
Perkinsus marinus ATCC 50983 is the source of this 185-nucleotide messenger RNA. RefSeq lists its product as hypothetical. The transcript has 2 exons. Gene Ontology annotation, molecular function: monoatomic ion transmembrane transporter activity. Lineage: Eukaryota; Perkinsozoa; Perkinsida; Perkinsidae. Gene Ontology annotation, cellular component: membrane. Gene Ontology annotation, biological process: transmembrane transport; monoatomic ion transport. The annotation marks the transcript as partial. The record is from RefSeq and is a predicted model, not a curated record.